This is a messenger RNA of Brachypodium distachyon (stiff brome), 1364 nucleotides long. RefSeq names its product ricin B-like lectin R40G3. The transcript is spliced from 4 exons. Bases 73 to 1065 code for a protein of 330 amino acids. NCBI's taxonomy places the organism in Eukaryota, Viridiplantae, Streptophyta, Magnoliopsida, Poales, Poaceae. The record is from RefSeq and is a predicted model, not a curated record.
UCAGAAUUAAUUCAGAUCCACCUCAAAAUUCAAUUUCCUCCCCCAUUUCAUCUCCUCCCAGAUCAAUUAAUCAUGGCGGAGUACCCUCACCGCCACGGCCACGGCCACGGCCGCCGCGGCGGCGGCGACGACGACUCCGACGACCGCCGCCGCCACGCGCCCGCAUACGGCCACCAGGACCCCUACGACGCGGCUCCCCCUUCCUACGGCCGCCCCGCCGCAGACCCCUACGACGCCCCUCCCCCUUCCUACGGCCGCCCUCCAGCUGACCCCUACGGCCGUGCCCCGCCGGCCUACGGCGGGGGCCGCGACGACGACGACGGCGGCUACGGCCGCCGUGCGCCGCCUCCGUCUUACGGCCGCGAGGACGACGGCGGCUACGGAGGCCGCGCCCCGCCUCCGGCCUACGGCCACGGCGGCCGCGACGACGACGGAGGCUACGGCGGCGGACGCGCGCCCGCCCCGGCCUACGGCAACGUCGUCCACGUCUCCCAUGAGUCCGGCGAGGAGGACAGGCCGCACUACGGCGGCGGAUCCGGGUACGGCCACGAGACCCGCCCGCACCACGGUGGCGGUGGCGGCGGUGGGGCGGCCCCUGUCAGGCAGCAGACCUUCAGGAUCGUCUGCAAGGCCGGCGAGGCCGGCUUCAGCCUCGCCGCCAGGGACGGCAAGGUCUGCCUCGUCCGCACCGACCGCGACGACGACGCCCAGCACUGGAUCAAGGACAUGAAGUACAGCACGAGGGUGAAGGAUGAGGAAGGAUACCCUGCCAUCGCGCUCGUCAACAAGGCCACCGGGGAGGCUCUCAAGCACUCCCUCGGCCAAUCCCACCCUGUUCGCCUGGCCAGCUACAAUCCAGAGUACAUGGAUGAGUCUGUCCUGUGGACCGAGAGCAGGGACGUCGGUGAAGGCUACCGCUGCAUCAGGAUGGUGAACAACAUCUACUUGAACUUUGAUGCGCUCCAUGGCGACAAGGACCAUGGUGGUGUGCGCGAUGGGACCACCCUCGUGCUGUGGGAGUGGUGCGAGGGCGACAACCAGCGCUGGAAGAUCGUUGCCUGGUGAACAAGUUUGUUGGUUCAAGCAGCGCUUCCCGUAAUAAUAAAGCAACGUACUGAGGGUUUGUCGGAAUAAAGGGUUGCGUGGGUGUCUCUGUUUCUGUUUGAUCGUCAUCUUUGUUAUAAUUAAUUUGUAAUGAUGGAUCAUUGGACCAAGUGUGCGUGGUAUACCCGUACUCGCUGAUUGCUAUGCAUAUAUACCCGUACAUGCCGUGGACAUAUUUGUGAACUGUGAUAGAGAUGGUUUGCCCCGAAAAAAUAUUGUAAUUGAGAUCGACCUUUUAUUUAUUUUUUGUGAGAUCUUGA